AUGGAGCAGGAGAGGAAGGAGAAUAAUGGUUUCGGCAGUAUUCCUGCACCAAGGGUUCACAGGACUGGUGUGUUCCACUGCACCCUCCUGCUGGCAGUCUGGCUAGCUUUCUGGUUUGGGGCCUGGUUUGUCAUGCAAACAGUAUGCAGCAUGCUAGGUCUUCAUCUUCAACCUUCACCAGGGGAAAAUUCUGCAAAUGACAUAGACAUUGAGACGUCCACGUUUACUCGCUACCUGUUCAUCACAGCUGCUCUUGUUCUCACGACUGUGGUCUCUGAGCUCAUGCACAGUGUGGUUCUCUUUGUGGAGGAAUGGAAACAUGUCAACUCUCGGCAUGGAAGCAGGUACCAAGCCUUCCAGAGUUGUCUCCACUUUGAAUUCCCCAUGAGAGGCGCUUUUCCUGCCCUGCUGGUUUUGUCUGUGGUCGUCAUAUCUAUGAUAUGCUUCCUGAAGACUGAGAUGCUCGCCCAACUGUUAUCCCAGUACCUGGACCUGCUGGUGCUGCUGACGGGGGUGCAGCUUGUCAUCCUCUCGUACUUCAUGAAGCCAGCUGAAGUGGAGGUGAUGGAGCAGGUGGAAGGAACCAAUCAGAACGUGGCCCAUGGACUGGCCUGGUCCUUCUACACUGGCUAUCUCAAGAUUGUUCUACCUGGUCUUUGUGAGAGAAUUGAGCAGUCAGCAUGGAAAGACAAAAUCCACCCCACAGCUCACAGGCUGUUGGUUCUGAUCCCCCUGAAAUGUGAGGUCAGAGCCAAGCUGGAGGAUGAAGACUCCAACAUUGAGAAAGAGUACUGUGUUGUGGAGUAUGCUACCAAUGUACAAACACUGUACGACAUGCAGGAAUCCAAAGCCUGUGCAGGGUUCAGCAGAGAGGCCAGGGAACAACAGAUGCUGAGGAUCACAAACUGGCCAGGGUCAUCCUGCGCACCCUGGAGCAGCUGA
Messenger RNA from Branchiostoma floridae (Florida lancelet), 942 nucleotides. RefSeq names its product stimulator of interferon genes protein-like. The transcript has 7 exons. Gene Ontology annotation, cellular component: endoplasmic reticulum membrane; autophagosome. Bases 1 to 942 code for a protein of 313 amino acids. Gene Ontology annotation, molecular function: cyclic-di-GMP binding; 2',3'-cyclic GMP-AMP binding. The record is from RefSeq and is a predicted model, not a curated record. NCBI's taxonomy places the organism in Eukaryota, Metazoa, Chordata, Leptocardii, Amphioxiformes, Branchiostomatidae. Gene Ontology annotation, biological process: innate immune response; positive regulation of type I interferon production; autophagosome assembly.